Xiphias gladius (swordfish) is the source of this 1636-nucleotide messenger RNA. It is a transcript of the gene tuba5, whose product is annotated as tubulin alpha 5. The transcript has 6 exons. The record is from RefSeq and is a predicted model, not a curated record. Gene Ontology annotation, biological process: mitotic cell cycle; microtubule cytoskeleton organization. Gene Ontology annotation, cellular component: cytoplasm; microtubule. Gene Ontology annotation, molecular function: GTP binding; structural constituent of cytoskeleton. Lineage: Eukaryota; Metazoa; Chordata; Actinopteri; Istiophoriformes; Xiphiidae. The coding region runs from base 1 to 1338 and encodes 445 amino acids.
AUGUUGAAACAUGACUGCUGGAAGCACUUGGAAAAUGCAAGAAGAGAGUGCAUCUCUAUCCAUGUGGGCCAGGCAGGUGUCCAGACAGGAAAUGCCUGCUGGGAGCUCUUCUGCCUUGAGCACGGCAUCGGCCCUGAUGGCGUCUUCCUGGACGGUCCUGCAGGGCCGAACUCCCGUGAAGAUCCAUUCAACACAUUCUUCAACACUGGGAGCUCUGGGCAUCAUGUUCCAAGAGCAAUAUAUGUAGACCUGGAGCCCACAGUGGUUGAUGAAGUGAGGGUUGGAAAGUACAAAGAGCUCUUCCACCCUGAGCAGCUGAUCUCUGGAAAGGAGGACGCGGCCAACAACUACGCUCGUGGCCAUUACACUGUCGGGAAAGAAAUCAUUGAUGGGGUCAUGGAGCGCGUUCGUAAAAUGACGGACCAGUGCUCAGGCCUGCAGGGGUUCCUCGUCUUUCACAGCUUUGGAGGUGGCACUGGAUCCGGCUUCACCUCACUGCUGAUGGAGCGUCUGUCUGUCGACUACGGUAAAAAGUCCAAGUUGGAGUUUGCUGUCUACCCAGCUCCGCAGGUCUCCACGGCUGUGGUGGAGCCCUACAACGCCAUUCUGACCACCCACACCACCUUAGAGCACUCUGACUGUGCCUUUAUGGUGGACAACGAGGCCAUCUACGACAUAUGCCAUCGCAACAUGGACAUUGAGAGUCCUGGUUACAUCAACCUGAACAGAUUGAUCGGUCAGAUUUUCCAGACCAACCUGGUGCCAUUUCCACGUAUCCACUUCCCUCUGGUCACUUACUCACCCAUCAUCUCUGCUGAGAAGGCUUACCACGAGCAGCUGACUGUGUCCGAGAUCACAAGUGCCUGCUUCGAGCCGACCAAUCAGAUGGUCAAGUGCGAUCCUCGUAGUGGCAAGUACAUGGCGUGCUGCAUGCUGUACCGAGGCGAUGUGGUCCCUAAGGAUGUAAAUGCUGCCAUUGCGAAUAUUAAAACCAGACGCUCAAUUCAGUUUGUUGACUGGUGCCCCACUGGUUUCAAGGUAGGCAUUAAUUACCAGCCUCCAACUGCAGUCCCUGGUGGAGACCUGGCCAAACUCCAGAGGGCCGUCUGUAUGCUGAGCAACACCACUGCCAUUGCAGAGGCCUGGUCUCGUCUCGACCACAAGUUCGAUCUCAUGUACGCUAAGCGUGCUUUCGUCCACUGGUAUGUGGGUGAAGGCAUGGAGGAGGGGGAGUUCGCAGAGGCCAGAGAGGACCUGGCCUGUCUGGAGAAGGAUUACGAGGAGCUGGGUCAAAUGAACCCCGAUUCUGAAAAUGACGACGAGGACCAAGAAUACUGAGCCUUGUGAGGCUGCAUAACAAUGAUUUUUUUUUCCUGUUCUGAGGCAAUACUUUAUCUUGUAUCUUCUAAGCUAGAGUUAACCAACUUGACGGUCUUUCUUACUGCCUUGUUUUUAUAAUGUCAGCUUUAGGAGAAGAAGACAAGCCACUCCGGGUUGUAUUUGAAUCGCGCUGCGAAAUAAACUGUCUGUGCAUAUUGUUUGUGAAACUUGUUAGAGACACAGUGGCCCAGUGGUCUGAGACGAUACCACAUAACCACCACACCUACAUUUAACAUCCAGCCAGGGAUCUUUGUUG